Messenger RNA from Amaranthus tricolor (Joseph's coat), 1176 nucleotides. Its product is annotated as caltractin-like. Gene Ontology annotation, cellular component: centriole; centrosome. Gene Ontology annotation, molecular function: calcium ion binding. The transcript has 6 exons. NCBI's taxonomy places the organism in Eukaryota, Viridiplantae, Streptophyta, Magnoliopsida, Caryophyllales, Amaranthaceae. Gene Ontology annotation, biological process: mitotic cell cycle; centriole replication. Bases 601 to 954 code for a protein of 117 amino acids. The record is from RefSeq and is a predicted model, not a curated record.
UUGUGUGGGAAUUCACACAACGCUCGAAGUUAUGUGGGAGUUUAUACGGCACUCUAAGCCGUGUGUUAAUCCUUGUGUUCAAUUGGUGUAUGUUCUUUUAUUACUCUCAAUAAGAGAAGGAAGGCAGGAAGCAUCACAGAUUUCUAGGCAUCUGCUUUUCACGCUGCACUACUUUUAUAUCUGUUGACGUAUCUGCAUUUAUGUUUGUCAUUGAUACACUGUAGAUUUUGUUAGCCAUUUUACUAUUAGAAUUGAUUGUUUGUAUAUACACAUCUUGAGCUUUGAGAAAAAUAAUUGAGGGGGAACAGACCUGGUAACCAAUAUGUCGUUUUCUCUAAGUUGUAGAAUAAUUUUUGAAUUUGUCAAAUGUUGGGGUGUUUGUGUGUAAAAGCUUCAGUUCUGUGAUGAAAUUUUUUAACUUUGAGUUUCUGGGUAUGGUGAUAUCAUUUGUAGUCGAGUGUCAGGGCAACGAGGAAAGAUAAGCCACGUGGUCGUCAUUCGACUCUGACUCAACAGAAGAAGCAAGAGAUUAAGGAAGCUUUUGAACUUUUUGACACUGAUGGCUCAGGGACUAUUGAUGCCAAGGAGUUGAAUGUUGCAAUGAGGGCUCCGGGUUUUGAGAUGACAGAAGAGCAAAUCACUCAAAUGAUUGCGGAUGUGGACAAAGAUGGCAGUGGUGCCAUUGACUUUGAUGAGUUUUAUCACAUGAUGACUGCUAAAAUUGGGGAAAGGGACACUAAGGAGGAGCUGAUGAAAGCAUUUCGGAUAAUCGACAAAGAUAAAAAUGGAAUGAUAUCCUAUGGAGAUGUUCGAGGUAUUGCAAGUGAAUUGGGAGAACACUUCACUGAAAGGAAGAUCCAAGAGAUGAUUGAAGAAGCAGACAGAGAUGGUGACGGGCAAGUCAGCAUUGAGGAUUUCCUUAGAAUGAUGAAGAGAACUUCGUAUGCAUACUGAAGCUGAACCAUGCUUAUCUGCGUCAUUGUUACUCUAAUCUGCACUGCAAGCUGCUGCUGGUUUGAUUCAAAUGCUUAUGCUGAGCUUAGCAUAUCUAUUUAGUCUCCUCCUAGAGUGUUUAUCUGUGUACUCUUUUCUCUUUAUCUAAAUCCAGCCAUUUGUGAUAGCAGACUUUACAUGGCUAUGUAAUACUCUCUAAUUCAAUUGUUCCCUUUUCAUUUC